This is a messenger RNA of Salvia miltiorrhiza (redroot sage), 657 nucleotides long. Its product is annotated as ubiquitin-like protein 5. Gene Ontology annotation, molecular function: protein binding; protein tag activity. Gene Ontology annotation, cellular component: nucleus; cytoplasm. NCBI's taxonomy places the organism in Eukaryota, Viridiplantae, Streptophyta, Magnoliopsida, Lamiales, Lamiaceae. The transcript is spliced from 2 exons. Gene Ontology annotation, biological process: protein modification process; mRNA splicing, via spliceosome. The coding region runs from base 73 to 294 and encodes 73 amino acids. The record is from RefSeq and is a predicted model, not a curated record.
AUUAGAAUUUAAAUAAGUAGGAAGAAAAGGGGGCAGAAAUCCACAUUUUAGGGUUUGCAGAGGAACUGAAACAUGAUUGAGGUGGUGUUGAACGAUCGGCUGGGGAAGAAGGUUCGGGUGAAAUGCAACGACGACGACACGAUUGGCGACCUGAAGAAGCUGGUGGCGGCUCAGACGGGAACGCGCGCUGACAAGAUCAGAAUCCAGAAAUGGUACACCGUCUAUAAGGACCACAUCACCCUAAAGGACUACGAGAUCCACGACGGCAUGGGCCUCGAGCUCUACUACAACUAGUCCCCAAUCCUCACUACAAUAAUCCCUCCGGAUGGUCGGGGAUGAUGGACAUAUAUAUGUAUCCAGCUGUCCACUUGAAGAAUGAAUGGAGAUCAUCAUCGUGUAUAUUUUCCUGAACUUUUGAGGGCACUACUCUUUAUAAAAAUGUAUAAAUUGAUGACCAUCUCAUGUAUCUUAUCGCGCAGGUAUUGAACUUGAAUACCAUAUAUUGGAUCAAGAUUUAAUAUGACUAGUUUGGUAUCUUCUGCUGUUAGUACCAUAAGUGACAUUUGAGAUUGGUGUGUUAGUUUUCAUUAUUAAGGAUUUUCUCUUCCUGUUUCUGCCAUUUUAUUAACUGUAGGCAAUCAAGCCUUUCCAGUCAAA